AUGAGCAAUCCUAUCAUUGUUCUAGGGACCUUGUUUUUUGAAUUUGGUCUUCAAUUUCUUUUAAUUUCCGUUAAAAAUAAUUUUGAAUAUUUUUUUCUAGUUAGUAGAAUAGCAACAGAAAAAGACGAAUCUCAAAAUGCUACUGAAAUAAUUGAUUUCCAAAAAAUAAUUAGAGCAAUUGAAAGUUUUUACAAAAAUGAAAUGUUGACAGAAAAGGCUAGAGAAAUUUUGUCUCGAAGUUCUUUUAAUUUUAAAGAAUCUGUUCAAGGAAGGGUUAAAGAUCGAAAUGAAGGAAUUAAAGCUUUAGCAGAUAUGGACUCUUCACGUCAAAAAUUAAUUUCAUUUCUUGACACAGUUGAAAAACAUAAACAAAAAGGACUUUUAUUACACGAAUUAAUGAAAAAGACAGAAAAUACUUUUAAUUUACAAUUACGGGAUGUUACUGUUAUUAAUGAUGCGUAUGAACGUUUUGCUGAAGGAAUUAAGAAGACUAAAGAGCAAUUAGAAACAAUGGAAAGUUCAGGAUGUAUGCUAGGCGAAUCACCUCCUAGAGACGCUCCUUCCCCUACAGCUGGUGAUGAUCCUUUUGUUCAUGGUGUAGAUGGGGAAGAAUUGGCUGGGGGAGGUGAUGAUAUGGAAAUGGAUGAGGAAGAUAAACCUGGAACUAGUGGUAGUUCUCGUUGUUUUUUGAAAUCUGCUAAUGAAUAUACGCGUGCCUCAAUGCCUACUGGUCCUCCAAUUCAAUUUAAUGCUCCUCCACCAUUAAAUACUCAAUUUAUUCCUUUACCUACUCAAUCUUCUUCUGGUGCUCUUCCACCUCCACGUCCAUCAGUUAUGGAUCCACGUCAAGCUAGAUUUUUUGCUUCACAACAACAACAACAAAAUUAUCCUUCAAUUCCUCCACCGCCGGGUGCUUCUCCUCCACCACAACAACAAUCACAAAUAAAUCAACAACAAUUUUUUAAUCAAACAAAUGGAGGGGACCAUUCUACAGCAAAUUUGUCUUCACCUCCAAUGUUUAAUCAUCCGCCUCCUUUAAUUCCGAGAACGCCUAAAUUUCUUAAUACAUUCAAUUCAUCACAUCCACUUCCAUCAUCAAUGCAAUCGCCACCAAAUUUUGUACUUCCACCCCCCGGUUUAGUUCAACCUCCACCUUUAUUUAGUCCUCCACAAAAACAACAACAUCAACAACAACGCGAAUUUGGAGGUAAUUAUGGACCAAAACGACGAAAUUCUUCUGGAGCAGAUUCUGGAAUUUCAAAACGUCAAAGAAAUAAUAGCAAUGAUUGGAAAGAUGUUGGUAGAGGUCAUAAUAAUAAUAGUGGAGGCGGUGGUGGUGGUUGGAGACACAGUUUUGCUAAUGGCGAAAAAAGGAUGCAACAUUAUAACAGGCAUUAA
This is a messenger RNA of Meloidogyne enterolobii, 1398 nucleotides long. Lineage: Eukaryota; Metazoa; Nematoda; Chromadorea; Rhabditida; Meloidogynidae. The record is from the annotation of a GenBank genome assembly.